AUGCACCCAGCGCUCGGCAACCCCCGCUCGGUCUCGUCCUCGUCCGGCUCCUUCCCACCGCCCCCCGCCGCUGCCCGGCUGCAGCCCCUCUUCCUCCGGGGGGGUUCCUCCCGCGGCCGGAGAGGCUCGGGCGACAGCAGCACCAGCACCAGCACCAGCCGGGGGGGAGGCGGCGGCAGACGCGGCGGGGGCGGCGGCGGCUCCCCCAGCAGUAGCACCGGCGCCGAGAGAGAGGACGACGACGAGAGCAUCAGCAUCAGCAAGCCGCUGGUGCCAGCCGCCGCCGCGGGCCUCCCGGGACCCCCGGCUCAGGGGGGCGCCCAAGCCGCCGACCCCGCGCCCGCCGCCUUCUCCUCCUCGGCCGCCACCUCCUCCUCCACCUCCACGCCCACCUCCUCCUGCAGCAUGACAGCCGCGGACUUCGGCGGGGGCGCUGCGGCCGGGGCCGUCGGGGGGCCCGGGGGCCGCUCGGCCGGGGGCGCGGGCGGCACCGGGACCGGCAGCGGCACCUCCUGCUGUUCGUGUUGCUGCUGCUGCGGCCGUCCGGCCCGGUCGGGCCGCAGGGGUCGGCGCCGAGGCUGCGCCCCCAGCCCGGGGUGCCGCUGGGGCUACCAGGCGCUGUCCGUGGUGCUGCUGCUGGCACAGGGCGGUCUGCUGGACCUGUACCUCAUCGCCGUCACCGACCUGUACUGGUGCUCCUGGAUCGCCACCGACCUGGUGGUGGUGGUGGGCUGGGCCAUUUUCUUCGCCAAGAACAGCCGGGGCCGUCGGGGCGGCGCGGGGAGCGGCGCGCACAACCACCACCAGCACCACCACCACGCCGCGCCGCCUCUACACCUGCCCGCCGCCUCGGCCGCCUCCGCCGGGGCUGCCGCGGGGGCCAAGGCGCGCGGCGGCCGCGGGGGCGCAGGUGGCCCGGGGGGCGGCCCGGGCGCUGCCGGGGCAGCGGGCGAGUUCGCCUUCGCCUAUCUGGCCUGGCUCAUCUACUCCAUCGCCUUCACGCCCAAGGUGGUGCUUAUCCUGGGCACGUCCAUCCUGGACCUCAUCGAGCUGCGCGCGCCCUUCGGCACCACGGGCUUCCGCCUCACCAUGGCACUGUCCGUGCCCCUGCUCUACAGCCUGGUGCGGGCCAUCAGCGAGGCGGGCGCCCCCCCUGGCUCGGCGGGACCCCUGCUCCUGCAGCCCCAGCAGCACCGAGCCGCCGGCUGCUUCCUGGGCACGUGUCUGGACCUGCUCGACAGCUUCACCUUGGUGGAGCUGAUGCUGGAAGGCCGCGUGCCGCUACCCGCGCACCUGCGCUACCUGCUCAUCGCCGUCUACUUCCUCACCCUCGCCUCGCCGGUGCUCUGGCUCUAUGAGCUCAACGCCGCAGCAGCAGCUUCGUCCUGGGGCCAGGCUUCAGGGCCGGGCAGCUGUAGCCGCCUUCUGCGCCUGCUGGGCGGCUGCCUGGUGGACGUGCCCUUGCUGGCGCUGCGCUGCCUCCUGGUGGUGAGCUACCAGCAGCCGCUCUCCAUCUUCAUGCUCAAGAACCUCUUCUUCCUUGGCUGCCGCGGCCUGGAAGCCCUAGAGGGCUGUUGGGACCGGGGGAGUCGGGCCUCCCCCAGUCGGGGAAGAGGGGGCUACGGCCCUCCGCCCUCUGCCCCGCCACCGCCACCACCACCACCACCACCACCUCAGGGAGGCUCCCAGCUGGGCCAUUGCAUCUCGGAGAACGAGGGGGGUGCCCAUGGCUAUGUCAAUACCCUGGCCGUGGCAUCCCAGAAUUGA
Odobenus rosmarus divergens (Pacific walrus) is the source of this 1767-nucleotide messenger RNA. RefSeq names its product cat eye syndrome chromosome region, candidate 6 (gene TMEM121B). NCBI's taxonomy places the organism in Eukaryota, Metazoa, Chordata, Mammalia, Carnivora, Odobenidae. The transcript has a single exon. The record is from RefSeq and is a predicted model, not a curated record. Bases 1 to 1767 code for a protein of 588 amino acids.